Molecule: messenger RNA, 9899 nt
Organism: Phyllostomus discolor (pale spear-nosed bat)
Lineage: Eukaryota; Metazoa; Chordata; Mammalia; Chiroptera; Phyllostomidae
Gene: TACC2
Product: transforming acidic coiled-coil containing protein 2
Exons: 22
Coding region: 372-9461 (3029 amino acids)
Biological process (GO): mitotic spindle organization; cell population proliferation; cerebral cortex development
Cellular component (GO): cytoplasm
Source: RefSeq, a predicted model, not a curated record
GGUUUAGCCUGGGUCAGCGCUUUCUGAAAGGAGCCCCCGCUCAUGCAACUACGGGGAAAAGCCCCCAUGUGGAGGGCCCGGGACACAGCAGCCUGGGCAAUGCUGACGUCACGUUUGUGCAAUCACGUGGCUUGGCACGGCCACCACUGCCCAGGUAAGAAGCGCAGCUGGUUGGUGUAGCUGAGGAGGGUGGAGACCAGCUGUUUGCCCAGCUGGCUGAGGUGGGUCCGUGCCUCCGCGUACACCUCCCUCGCUUCUGAAUGGAGGAAGACCAAGUCCCACUGCUGGGAAAGCGACUUUGCGAAGUCUCAGGCCGUCCCCGAACUCUCCUCUGAUAAAAUCCCCAGGGACGCUGCGCACCGUGACUCGCCAUGGGCAACGAGAACAGCGCCCCGGAUAACCAGAGGACUUCGUCCACUCAGAGCCCGGGACCCCUACGACCACCUGGGAAUCGCCAGACUACAACAGGGAAGCCGGAGGAGAAGCCCAGGAGCGCUGACCGUGGAGACGUGCCCAGCAUCGCGCACGGAGACUCCCGCUCCGCUCCUGAGGGUGCUGCUGCCAGCUCAGAUCCGGGCAUCGCGUCCCCAGAGGUGACUGAACCAAGGAAGCACCCACAGAAAGCCAGCGGCCCGGAAGACUCUCCACUGCCCAGCCCACCAGCGCCCUGGGAGCAGGACAGCCCCUCGGGCUCCAUGCCCUUUGCCGAGGGCCCCCCCACGGUAGGCUCCAUGAGCCCUCCAGCUGCACCCGAAGGCUGGCCCCUCAUCCGGCCCCUCGCUCAGCACCCCAGGAGGAAAUCUUGCCCAAAUGUCCAGGGGUACACCCUGGGAGCGCCUGCCCCUCACGGGGACAGCCCUACUGAGCACAGUGCAGCUGCCCUUGUCCCCAGGGCUGGAAGACAGAACGACCCAGAGGAAGAGGGGAACAUGCCCUUUGCCGAGGGUCCCCCCGAAGCUUGCUUUGCAAGCCCUCCAGCUGCCCCCGAAGGCUGGCCCCUCAUCCGGCCCUUCGCUCAGCACUCCAGGAGGAAAUCCUGUCCAAAUGUCUGGGGGUACACCCUGGCAGCGCCUGCCCCUCACAGGGACAGCCUUACUCGGCACAGUGCAGCUGCCAUUGUCCCCAGGGCCGGAAUAAAGAACAAACUGGAGGAAGAGGGGCACAUGCCGUUUGCCGAGAGUAUCCCCGAAGUGUGCUCAGGAAGCCCACCAGCUGCACCGGAGGGCUGGCCCCUCAUCCGGCCCCUCAGUCGGCACCCCAGGAAGAAGCCUUCCCCAAAUGUCCAGGGGAGCACCCUGGGAGCGCCUGCCCCUCCCGGGGACAGCCCUACUGAGCACAGUGCAGCUGCCCUUGUCCCCAGGGCUGGAAGACAGAACGACCUAAAAGGAGAGGGGCAGAAAUCGGCUUCCAUUGAUCAGUCGCCAGGAAUUUCACCAGCACCUCCCAGAGAGCCUGUGGGGGGACAGCCGGCUGGAGAGGCGGGCCAGCCUGGUGGCUUCGACUCCCAAAGGAAAGAGGCUGCAGGUGGCCUCCCUCCACCAGUGUCAGGAGUACAAGCGGCCCCCACGAGCCCAUCUGCAGCCCCGUCAGGCGAGAAGAGCUCAGCUGCCCUGGAGGACGGCCACCCAACGCCCAAGACCCCGGCCCCAGAAGUGCCACCCCCCAGAGCCUCAGACAGAGGAAGUUGCCAAGCAGAGAUGCCGCCGCAGGAUUCAGUCACUGACUCAGUUUCCCUCGGGGUCUGCUGUCCCACAGGGAGCCAUUCAGGGCCUGCUCCAGAAGCCCAGGCCGUUGCUUCUCCCCGGGAAAGUGGUCAGCAGCAAACCGGGGCACAACUGCCGUGCGCGGAGCCAGCCUGCGGUCUGCCAGGUCCUGCCCUGGCGCCGGGGGCCGGGGGCUCUCGGAUGGAGACUCUAGAUGCCAGGGACGCUCAGCAUCACUCGAAGACAGGGAUGCCAGGCACCGAGCCCAGUAAAGCCGCCUGUGGGGCAGCAGGGGACCAGCCUGAGGCAGCUUUGCUUAUGAGUGCUGAGCAGCCAAGUCCAGCCUCGGGCCUCACUUCCCAGCCCGGCGCCCAGGCCUCAGCUGCCGCAGGAGAACCCGGCUGGCUGACCAGGGAGACGGUUUCGGGGCCUGAGGUGCCUGUGCUUACAGAUCCAGCCAAAGAGCCGGCAGAGGCAGGGUUGGCGGGACAGGAGACACCCGCGUCAGACCUCAGAGGUGAGGGAAGGGGUCUGGAAGGGAGCCCCCCGGCCGAGGGUCCCGCCCAUUUGCCCCAGAAGGAGAGUCGGGAGAUCUGCGGCACGGAGCAAAGCCGUGAAGUCCAACAAGGGGUGCCGCCCCCUCCCCCCAGCGCACCAGAUGAAAGUGCCAGAAGGUCCCUGGGGCCCAAGGGUGCAGCCAAGGCCCCCCACAGCCCAGGUGUGGCUGAGGGGGAAAGCAGGCACUCUGGGGCCACUCCUACAGGACAGGAAGAAGCCCCAGAGCCACCAGGCAGUGCAGACCCUACAAACCUGCGGGGAGAGCACCCCCAGGCCCUCGGCUGCAAGCCCGACCCAGAGACGGAGAAAGAGGAGGUGUCAGAGCGAACCAGUGCCGUGGAGAGCAAAGUCCUUCCGAGCACAGCCUUAGCACAGCCCCACAGGAAGGAGGGUCCCGGGCACAGGGACAGGCCCGGGUCCCCGUCUGAAGCUGCAGCUCCCAGCCCAGUGGCCCAUGGAGCUCUGGGAGAAGCCCACGUGGUCCGGGCACCUGGCUCACUGCACACGCUCCAAGCUCAGGGCCCCAUCACACCCCCCGCACCGGAUGGAGCUGGUGAACCCGUUGUUCCCGGAGGAGCCGUCCAAGAGGGGCCAGGACCACAGCCCCAAUGUCCUGACGUCCUUCAGGACGUGGGGGGACGGGGAAGAAUGGACUCUCUUCCUGCUUUAGAAGCUGAGAAAUCGGACUUCCUGCCGGCUUCUGCUGCGGAGGUCGUCCCCGAGGCUGGGGCAGUGGAGAGCUCGUCAGAAAUGAAGACCAGGGGCCGCCCGUCUGCACAGACGCCCGGCAGCUGUGACGGGGAGGGCUCGCUGACGCCCCCACGACCCCGAGGGCUGGGGCGCGAUGCAGCUGGACAGGAAGUCCAAGCCGAUGGGCCGCAUCCCGCCGAGGGGGAGAGCUUGGGAGUGGACCGUGGGCUUCCAGAGCAAGAUCAGCAGGGAAUCCUGCCCUGCCCAGGACACCAAAUCCAAGUGGCUGCACCUGAGGGACCCUCAGGAGAGCCUGAGAACCAUCGCCGGCCACCCCAGCCGGGCCCAGAAGGAGCUGUCUUUGCCAUGCUCGGGGAGAAGCAGCAACAGUGUGAAAAUGAGGACAAGACUUCCCCAGCUGAUCCAGGUUUUAAGGACCCAGGUGCGGAUUCCCCCCAGAUCCCUGUCCCCGUGGAACCUCGGGAGGAUGUGACCUUGUCCACGCACGGAGGAGGGGAGCAGGCUUGUAGACCAGAGCUUCAAAGGGAGCUCCCCAAAGUCAGUCUGUCUGAUGCUCCGAGUUCAGCUCCCAGGGACACGGUUCCGGAGAGCCCUGUGCCAGAGCAGUUGGAGCCGCUGGCCCCAGUGAGCCCCGAGUUGCCUGCCCUUGGGGAGGACGGGCGAGAGGUGGUGUGCAGUGGCAGCGAGCCCUGUGGCAUUGUGCUUCCUGCAGCGGACACCGCACAAGACUCCUCGCUCGAAGGGAGCACCGCACAAGGCUCCUCCCUCACAGGGAGCUUGCAGGGGAACGAAGGUUGCGCUGGGCGGGGGCCGAACAAGCCCCAGCAGGAGCCGGUCCUGGUGCCGAAAGCCAGCAGCCAGCGUGAGGAAGCAUGUCUCAGGGACACAGGUGCUUCUGAAGCAGCCGACGCCUGGCCCCCACUCCAGGGCCUGGGCAAGACGAAGGAGGCAAGUGGGAACACAGCGGGGGCCCUGCCCUGCCGGCCUGACUCAGGAGCUCUCCUGGAUGCAGCUCAGGGCCCGCCGGGCCCAGCGCCUGCCAGUCCCGGUGUCACACCCACUCAGGAUGCCCCGGAGAGCGCGGCGUGUGAUGAAACCCAGGAAGGCGGGCGGCAACCAGGGCUGGCCCCGCAGGAGGAAAUGGAGCGUCCUGCCACCUCGGAGGCAGAGGCCCAGAAGCUUCCUGGAAGUUUUCCAUCGGCCGAGGAGCAGCGAGGUGAGGCAGGGGCUGCUGCGAUUGGUGAGGAUGCUGGCCAAGGAGACCUGAGGAGGCCGCGGGCUCCGGAGGAGCCGGGAGAAGGUACUCCGGGUGGCAGCUUCCUGCAGAUGGAGCCGUGUCCCGCCCCAGGGGAGCAAGCUCCCACCCCCGCCCAAGGGGAAGCUGGCCACCCUGGGCAGCCCUCGGCCAGCUGUCAGGACACCUUGCCGCCAGCAGGAGAGCUGGCUGGGACUUCCAGGAGCAUGGUGGCUAGUUCCGCAGCCCAGGCUAUCCCUGACCCCAAGAAGCUCCUACCAUCGGGGCCACCAGAAGAGGCCGCUCCUGACACUCCUUACCUGCACAUUGACAGUGCUGCCAGGAGAGGGGCAGAAGAUAGUCCUAGAGGUCUUGGUGAAAGCCCUUGUCCCACACAGGAGCCCUCAUGUGCCUUGGAAAACGCCGCCUCCGGGAAGCCGGCUGCGGGCCCCCUCGCCUCCCCCUCCCUCUCCCUCUCCCACCCAGGAGCUGCAGGUGGGGACGUCUCCGCAGUGCCGGCCAGCAGUGGAAGCCCCAAAGCCAGGAACUUUGAAGGACCUGGGGACCCUGUGCCCUACAUGGACAGGAUGCUGCCUCCGGCCAGUGGCAAGCAGACGGCAGAGGAGGAAAGAGCGGCUGGAGCGCCUGAUGCAGGCACCCGGCCCCAAGAAAUUCCUGCUCGCCCUGCCAGUGAGGGGGGCGCGGGGAGGAUGGUAGAACCUUCCCAGGACACGAGGAAGGGCGCGUCCGGUGGCGUGGACACCGGCUCCAAGCAGACCGGCAUGACGGCCGGGUUCCCGGACUUCAGGGAGCACAUCACCAAGAUCUUCGAGAAACCGGUGCUUGGAGGCCUGACCGCCGACCGGCCCCAGCGUACGGCAGGGGAAAAGGCGGGAGCUGGCCCGAGUGUUGGGGGCAAGGACCUCAGGGUGCCCUUGCCCCCAGAGAAGCUUCCAGGUGGGACUCAAAUAGAAGCCGUAGCCCCUCUCCCUGCCCCUCCCGCUGGACUCUGGGUGGACUCAAAGAAGCAGAAGCAGGAGCUGGCGGUUGAGGCUGAGAUUUCCCACGGGGUUCCCCAGGCUCCAGCUCCAGAAGAGCUGCUGGGGCUGGCAGGGCAGAGCCUGGCAGGUGCUGGCGUGGGGAAGGAAAUGACUGGCGUCCCACUGAUGCCAAUGCCGAAGGAGCGCGAGGAGCUAGAGGGGGCGGCAGAAGCGGGGCCGGGGCUGGGAGGCCAGGCCGGCUCACAGCAGGGGAGCGGCCGGCAGUCGCCAGCUUCGGGCCCUUCUUCGCAAGCUGCUUCUCCAGAGACUCCUACGGGGAAAGCUGCAGACUUGCCGGUGGCUCUGCAGAGCCCCCGAGAAGGGGACUCGGUUCCAGGUGACAGGAUUCCUUCUGGGAAGCAGCACCGGGACACACCCACCAGCAGCAGUCGACCCAGAGAAGGCGGUGCCUGCGGCUUUGGUCACACCGGAGCUCCAGGUGACAUGCCGGUGUCCACCUCUGGCCUGGGAGCAUCUGGCCCCCGUGCGGACGUGCCUGUCAUAGCCGAGGCCGCCAGUGAGCCCUGGAACCCCAGCAUACCUGGGGGAGAGAGGAGGCCUGGGGGCGCUGCUGGGACCUCAGAGGAACAAAGUACCCCGGGCAGCCAGAGUGUCCGUGAGCCAGCAGCAGUGACAGACACUCCACCGGAGCCCGGCGUGGCGGCAGGGGCUGCCAGGGAAGCGGAGGGUGACGUCACUUUGAGCACAGCUGAGACCGGGGCACGUGUGCCUGGCGACCUGCCGGAAACAGGUACGACGAGGAUGUUCCCUGGAGUGCCUCCUGACUCUGCACCGCCAGGGAGCUGUGGGGACCCCGGCUGCUCCCCGGGGGCUCCGGGGAUGGAGGCUGCAGACGCCCUGGGCGCAGAGAGCCCCGAUGGGCACCAGCAGGCUGAGCCUCCGCCUCCUGCUGGGGACGGGAAGGCACGUGUCUCCUCGCCUCCAGAACCUGAAGACACUCGGGACCCUGAACUGCAGAGCCUGGCUCCGGAAGCACUCCGCGCUGAAAGGAUGAGCCCGGGGCCUGGCCCAUCCCCUUCUGUUCCGGAGAAGGGUGCUCCAGAGGUCACGGGCGAGGUUGUUUCCAAGGAGGCCAGCAGUGCGGGAGGAGCAGAAAGGCCAGCGAAGAGGUCACCUGUAGCAGAUGACGCCACCCGGCCGGCUGCCCGUGAAGACCUGGGAAACCCACUCUUAGCUGCCUCUUCCCACCCCGGUGUCAUCAUCGGCCAGGUGUCCACGGACCUGACGGCCCAGAGCACCUCCCCAGCCGCUGCCCAUGCGGGUCCCUGUCCCCCGGCCUCACAACACGCGUCUCUGCCUUCCGCCUCGGCGAGUGAUGGAGUAGAAGCCCCUGCUACCUCCUGCCAGGGUCUGGCCAAGGACUUGACCAGGAGUUCUGACUCUGAAGAAGCAUUUGAGACCCCAGAGUCGACGACCCCUGUCAAAGCUCCACCGGCCCCACCCCCGCCACCCCCAGAAGUCGUUCCAGAGCCGGAGGUCAGCGUGCCACUCGCCCCGGAAGAACCAGGAUGCGGCGCUGAGCCGGCCUCCGUCCCCGAUGGCCCGCGGAGCGCCUCGGUGGAAGGCAGCCCUUUCCGCCCUCCGGCCCAGUCCUUCUCCGCCAUCUUCGACGAAGACAAGCCGAUAGCCAGCAGCGGGACCUACAACCUGGACUUCGACAGCAUCGAGCUGGUCGACGACUUCCAGACCUCGGAGCCUCGCUCCGCGGACGCCAGGAGUCCGGAAUGCAAAGGGAGCACGCGGAGGAAGUCCACGGACUCUGCCCCCACCUCUAAGUCCACGCUGUCCCGCUCCCUCAGCCUGCAGGCCAGCGACUUUGAUGGUGCUUCUUGCUCGGGCAACCCUGAGGCCGUGGCCCCGGCCCCCGAUGCGUGCGGCGUGGGUGCGAGCGGCGAUUCCAGCACCCUUAAGCGAACUAAGAAACCAAGGCCGCCUUCCUUAAAAAAGAAGCAGGUCACCAAGAAACCCUCGGAAACCCCCCCGGUGAGAGAGACCCAGCAAGAGCCAGCCGAGGAAGGUCCUGUCCCCAGUGAGGAGAGUCGAGCGUCCGAGACAAAAGCGGAGUCGGCCCAGCUGGAAGGUUCUAGACCAGCCUUCACGCAGGAGGCACCACCGCUGGAACCGGCCGCUGUGCCCAAGGCCGCCUGCCCCCUGGACUCGGAGGGUGCACAGGGGGCUGCCCCCCCAGCUUCUGGAGGUGGCAGAGUGCAGAACUCACCCCCCGUCGGGAGGAAGGCGUUGCCUCUCGCCACAGCCCUGGAGGUGGUGGAGGCAGCCCCAGCAGAGAGCGGGGGGCAAGAGGACUCCCCGGCCAAAGGGCUCUCGGUGAGGCUGGAGUUUGACUACUCUGAGGACAAGGGUAGCUGGGAUAGCCAGCAGGAGAACCCCCCUCCUACCAAAAAGACAGGCAAAAAACCAGUUGCCAAAAUGCCCCUAAGGAGGCCAAAGAUGAAAAAAGCGCCCGAGAAACUCGACAACACUCCUGCCUCGCCUACCAGGUCCCCCGCCGAACCCAAUGACACCCCUAUCGCCAAAGGCACCUACACCUUUGACAUCGACAAGUGGGACGACCCCAACUUUAACCCUUUUUCCUCCACCUCAAAAAUGCAGGAGUCUCCCAAACUGCCCCAACAACAGUCGUACAGCUUUGACCCGGACGCCUGCGAGGAGUCCGUGGACCCCUUUAAGACGUCCUCCAAGACCCCUAGCUCACCCUCUAAGUCCCCAGCCUCCUUUGAGAUCCCGGCCAGUUCCGUGGAAGCCAACGGAGCGGACGGCGACGGGCUGAACAAGCCCGCCAAGAAGAAGAAGACACCGCUGAAGACGGUGGUUGAAGAUGUGAUGUCUGUGUGCUCUCUGUUUGACACAUUUAGGGUGAAAAAGUCGCCAAAACGGUCUCCUCUCUCUGAUCCACCUUCUCAGGACCCCACUCCCGCGGCGACGCCAGAAACGCCGCCGGUGAUCUCCGCCGUGGUCCACGCGACGGACGAGGAGAAGCUGGCGGUCACCAACCAGAAGUGGACGUGCAUGACGGUGGACCUGGAGGCCGACAAACAGGACUACCCGCAGCCCUCAGACCUGUCCACCUUUGUGAACGAGACCAAGUUCAGUUCGCCCACGGAGGAGCUGGAUUACAGGAACUCCUAUGAAAUUGAAUAUAUGGAGAAAAUUGGCUCCUCCUUACCUCAGGACAAUGACGCCCCCAAGAAACCGGCCUUGUACCUUAUGUUCGACACGUCUCAGGAGAGCCCGGUCAAGUCUCCCCCCGUCCAGAUGUCGGAGUCCCCGACGCCGUGUUCAGGGUCAAGUUUUGAGGAGACUGAAGCCCUUGUGAAUGCUGGGGCAAAGAUCCCCCAUCCCGUCGCACGAGGGCUGGCCCCCAACCAGGAACCACACUUGCAGGGGCCAGAGAAACCCUCCCAGAAGGAGCUGGAGGCCAUGGCCCUGGGCACCGCUUCAGACACCAUGGAAAUUAGAGAAGCUGCUCACCCGCCAGACGUCCCCAUCUCCAAAACAGCCUUGUACUCCCGCAUCGGGACCGCCGAGGUGGAGAAGCCCUCGGGCCUCCUGUUCCAGCCGCCCGACCUGGACGCCGCCCUGCAGGUCGCCAGAGCAGAGAUCCUAGCCAAGGAGAGAGAGGUGUCCGAGUGGAAGGAGAAAUAUGAAGAAAGCCGGCGGGAAGUGAUGGAGAUGAGGAAAAUAGUGGCCGAGUACGAGAAGACCAUCGCUCAGAUGAUAGAGGAUGAACAGAGGGAGAAGUCGGCCUCCCACCAAACGGUCCAGCAGCUGGUUCUGGAGAAGGAGCAGGCCCUGGCUGACCUGAACUCCGUGGAGAAAUCGCUGGCGGACCUCUUCAGGAGGUACGAGAAGAUGAAGGAGGUCCUGGAGGGCUUCCGCAAGAACGAAGAGGUGCUGAAGAAGUGUGCACAGGAGUACCUGUCCCGGGUGAAGAAGGAGGAGCAGAGGUACCAGGCCCUGAAGGUGCACGCGGAGGAGAAGCUGGACAGGGCGAACGCUGAGAUCGCCCAGGUCCGGGGCAAGGCCCAGCAGGAGCAGGCUGCCUACCAGGCCAGCCUGCGGAAGGAGCAGCUGCGCGUGGAUGCCCUGGAGAGGACGCUGGAGCAGAAGAAUAAAGAGAUAGAAGAACUCACCAAGAUUUGUGAUGAACUGAUUGCCAAAAUGGGGAAGAGCUAACCCGGAUCCAAACGUUCGGACUUGACCGUUGCGUGCAAUAUGACCGUCGGCACACUGCUGUCCCGCCAGGCCCGUGGACAGGCCCUGUUCUCACUCUCUCGUAUGCACUGCUGGGUCCCCUCUCUAGAUAACGGUGACUGGAUGGUAUGCAGUACUAAGGAGACUAUCGGAAUUUCUUGCUAUUGGUUUGCGUUUUUCCUAGUAUAAAUUCAUAGCAAGUUGACCUCAGAGUUCCUGUAUCAGGGAGACUGUCUGAUUCUCUAAUAAAACACACACCACUGACCUUGGCCUUGCCCUCUGUCCGUGAGUUCCCGGGGUGAGCGGCUUCUGGACUUCACAUGAACACGUACAGCUUGCACAGGGACUCUUGCCUUAAGGAGUGUAAUACCUUGAUCUGCAUUUGCUGAUUUGUUAAAAAAAAAAAACAAAAAAAAGAAA